GCUGAAUAAAAGCAGCGGUGGCAACAAUAGCAAUAGUGAUAUUACUUUGGCAGAGCUUGGGUCGCUGUAAUUACUCGGACCCAGGGGGAAUAUUAAAAUAUUUUCUUGUUCAGAACAACAUUAAAUCAUGCUGCUUCGUAAGGUGAGCCAGUCUUCCGCCUUGUGCGGCACCAUUCUCAGGAUUCCUCCCGUGCUAUCUGGAGGUCAGCUACAGGCCGGUGGUGUAGUUGCUGUAUGCAACUCUCGUCUCUACGCCAGUCAGGCUGCCCAGGCGGUGCUGGAGAAGCCUGCAGCAGUUGGCACUGAUGCCACUCCUAAAGUGGAAAGGAAGACUGUUGCUGUUGAAUCCAAAUCAUUUGCUGUCAACAUGUUCAAGGGGCAGAUUGCAACAACACAAGUGUUUCCCUUCCCCAAAGCUCUGAAUGAAGAGCAGGAGCAGUUCCUUCAGGAGCUUGUGGGGCCAACCAGCAAAUUUUUUGAGGAAGUGAAUGAUCCUGCCAAGAAUGAUGCCUUAGAGAAGGUGGAGGAUCACACCAUGGAGGGUCUGAAAGAGCUAGGUGCCUUUGGCCUGCAGGUGCCAGCUGAUCUGGGUGGCCUUGGCCUCACAAACACCCAGUACGCCCGGCUGGUUGAGAUUGUUGGCAGCCACGAUCUGGGUGUUGGCAUCACUCUAGGUGCUCACCAGUCAAUUGGUUUUAAGGGUAUUCUGCUUUUUGGAAACAAAGCACAGAAGGAAAAGUACCUGCCCAAGCUUGCCACAGGUGAAAAUAUCGCUGCCUUCUGUCUGACGGAGCCAGCCAGUGGCUCUGAUGCCGCCUCCAUCAAGACCACCGCUGUUCUUUCCCCCUGCGGACAGUACUACACUCUCAAUGGAAGCAAGAUCUGGAUCAGCAAUGGAGGUUUAGCUGAGAUCUUCACAGUGUUUGCAAAGACUCCAGUGAAGGAUCCCAAAACUGGGGAGAUGAAGGACAAAAUUACAGCUUUCAUUGUGGAGAGGAGCUUCGGAGGAGUAACAAGUGGCCCACCAGAGAAGAAAAUGGGCAUUAAGGCAUCCAACACAGCCGAGGUUUACUAUGAAGAUGUUCGCGUGCCAGUGGACUGCGUGCUGGGUGAGGUGGGAGGAGGCUUCAAGGUGGCCAUGAACAUCUUGAACAAUGGUCGCUUUGGCAUGGCGGCCGCUCUUUCCGGCACUAUGAAAGGUGUCAUUGGCAAAGCUGUGGAUCAUGCAGCCAACAGAACCCAGUUUGGGAACAAGAUCCACACCUACGGAUCCAUUCAGGAGAAGAUGGCUCGCAUGACUAUGCUGCAGUAUGUCACAGAGUCCAUGGCUUACAUGAUCAGUGGCAACAUGGACUCAGGAGCUACUGACUUCCAGAUUGAAGCAGCCAUCAGCAAGAUCUUUGCCUCUGAAGCAGCAUGGACCGUGGCUGAUGAGAGUAUUCAGGUCAUGGGCGGUAUGGGUUUCAUGAAGGACUCUGGAGUGGAGCGAGUGAUGAGGGAUCUGAGAAUUUUCCGAAUCUUUGAGGGUACAAAUGACAUCUUGAGGCUCUUUGUGGCCCUCAAUGGCUUCCAGAAUGCUGGGAACCACCUGAAGACCUUACAGAGGGCUCUGAAGAACCCCAUCGGCAACGCUGGGCUGCUCGCAGGAGAGAUCACAAAGAGAGCCAAAAGAAAGGCAGGUCUGAGCACGGGUCUCACCCUGCAGGGAAGUGUACAUCCUGAGUUGUCACACAGUGCUGACCUGACUGUAAAAGCCAUCGAGGAGUUUGGAGCAGUUAUUGAGGAGUUGUUGCUCAAACAUGGCAAGAAGAUCAUUGAUGAGCAGUUCAUUCUGAAGAGAGUUGCAGACUGUGCCAUCGACCUCUACGCCAUGGUGGUCGUCCUGUCAAGGGCGUCUCGCUCUCUGAGUCAGGGCCAGGCUUCAGCUCAGCAUGAGAAGAUGCUGUGUGAGACCUGGUGCAUGGAGGCACAUGACAGGGUGAUUCGCGACAUCAAGGUUCUGCGUUCUGGCCAGUCCAAACAGCUCUUCAACAACCUGCGGGCCAUUUCUGCAGCCUUGGUGGAGAACGGAGGUGUGGUCGCGCCUCACCCCUUGGGUUUCUAAACGGCUCCCAAACAGUCUGAUGAUUUACAGAUCACAGACCAGGUUGUGUUAAAUAUGACUAUAUAUAAACUAUUAACGCCAUCUUUUGCUCAUUCACAUCAGUGCCCCGUUUAUCUGUCCUGUACGAUAAAGCUUCUAUGUAAAGAAAUGCAGCUACAAUCUAGCCCUGAAAGAUUCUUUUUCCCCCACAAUUAUCCUUUGUUUUUUGCCUUUAUUCAAGCUGUAAUCAGCUUGGAUGUCUUUCUUUUUCUAUCAUUUAUUUAGUUUGUUCUUUCAGAGCCAGAGUCUAAAUCUUCAGAAAGAAAAAGGAUUUAGAUUAUUUGGUGAGAAAAAUCAAAACAUGCCUUCAGUCCUGCUGCCUGCAUCUAAAAGUGUGCUUGGAGCUUGUAAAUGGACCAGUGGCUUUUUAACUCUGACUUAAUGACUGUAGCUGAUUGAUCUGAUUGUUCAGUCUGUUGAAAUGUGAAGUCACACUGUUGUUUUUCGUGCUAUAACAUGAAUACAACGUAAUCAAUGCAACUUUGAAAGGGGUAGCCAGUAAUUGGGGGGGUUGUCUGUUUAAUUUAUGCACAAAGGUAUUUGAAUGUACUGUUUUUUUUUCUUUAUUUGUAAACCUGCCUACAUGGUGUUCAAAUGGAAAUACCAGUGUGAUUGUUAUUCUGUUUUUUUAUAUAUGUAUUUAAAUGCCUUUCUGCAUGUUAUGCUAACAGACACAUGUCAGGAUUAAUACUUUGCCUUAUAAACUGCUCCACAGGUGCAGUUUGAACCUUCUGUAUUGUGAAAACUCAAACACGGUUUUCUCAGAAAAGGUCAAUGUCACGUUUAUUUCUCAAGUGCAAAUUUUUAUUUCCUCUGCCAAAAGUUGCAAGCAUGAAGUGUAAAUUAAGAAUAUGUAAUAUCUGCGUACUGUUUUAGGAUAUUGAGGCACUUAUUUCUUAUUGAUUAAACCUUUUGGUCGGCCAUCUUCAUCUGUAUAUAUAAUGACGUAACAGUUUAAGCUUUAACCCCAAAACUAAGAUUCGAAGAGAUAAAGCAGUACUUAUUGUGGUCACGUUUUCCACUUUUAAAAAGCAACAUUUGGAUUAAAUAUCAGGCUGUUUGUUCAUCCAGUGGAUGUCUGUAAGUUUAAUUUAUUGUACUACAAUAAGCAUCAAUAAACAUCCCUGUGUUAGG
Messenger RNA from Melanotaenia boesemani (Boeseman's rainbowfish), 3277 nucleotides. RefSeq names its product acyl-CoA dehydrogenase very long chain (gene acadvl). Gene Ontology annotation, molecular function: flavin adenine dinucleotide binding; fatty-acyl-CoA binding; very-long-chain fatty acyl-CoA dehydrogenase activity. Lineage: Eukaryota; Metazoa; Chordata; Actinopteri; Atheriniformes; Melanotaeniidae. The record is from RefSeq and is a predicted model, not a curated record. The transcript has 21 exons. The coding region runs from base 128 to 2104 and encodes 658 amino acids.